Messenger RNA from Labrus mixtus (cuckoo wrasse), 1808 nucleotides. It is a transcript of the gene n4bp2l2, whose product is annotated as NEDD4 binding protein 2-like 2. NCBI's taxonomy places the organism in Eukaryota, Metazoa, Chordata, Actinopteri, Labriformes, Labridae. The record is from RefSeq and is a predicted model, not a curated record. The annotation marks the transcript as partial. The transcript has 5 exons. Gene Ontology annotation, biological process: negative regulation of transcription by RNA polymerase II. Gene Ontology annotation, cellular component: nucleus. Gene Ontology annotation, molecular function: transcription corepressor activity.
ACCGACGACGAUGAUGAUAACCCAGAGAAACCAUUUGAAAGUUUUGUACAACCAAACACAUCCCACAGCAAAGAGAGGCACAUAAGAGAGGAGCAGAGAGCAGAAACAGACGGCCACCAGAGAAGCAGUGGACAGACGCAGUCAUCCUGGCCACACUGGUAUCGUAAUGAGCCGUACCAUCCGAGAAGACCGAGGACAGACCUGGACCAAAGCAAUCAGUGGCAUCAUCCUCAAACACCAACCAGACCACCAAACCCAAGAUUUCAUAGACCGCCAUUUCAUCCCCAACCACCACUUCGACCUACAUUCCCAAAUCCACAAAAUCCACCAUCACAUGUGAAUCAAAACCAGAUUGGUUCAAGAUUCACCAACCAGCAUCCAGAGGAUUCUCACGCUCCACCAUUUCCUGGCUACCCACCUCCGAAUGUUUGCAGUCAAACCUCUCAGGGCUUUUACAGAGACGCUCCGCACUAUUUUGACAAGGACGAGCGGAUUUGUAGCUACGACGCUCGCUCAGGUAACGUAAGCUUCGACUGGUCUACUGACGCAAAGGAAGAAUGGUGUCAGUUUGGAGGAGAUUACGACUGGCGCCAGAGAAAUGAUUCAGAAACCGAACAGUGGGAUCGUCACAGCCAACACCCCGACAACACCAGCGCACAUCAUUCCUCCCUGGUGCUGAUCUUGAUGAGGGGGUUACCGGGAUCUGGGAAAUCAACUUUGGCCAGGGAGCUGCUCUCCACUGGUCCCAGCGGGCUCAUACUGAGCACGGAUGACUACUUCGCUCACAGAGAUGGAUAUCACUAUGAAGCAGGCCUUCUUGGGGCGGCACAUGAAUGGAACCAAAGACGAGCUGAAGACGCUAUGCAUGAUCGCCGAUCUCCCAUUAUCAUUGAUAACACAAACAUCCAAGCCUGGGAAAUGAAGCCAUAUGUCAAACUGGCCAUGGAGAGAGGCUACAAAGUGGACUUUUGUGAACCUGACACCAGCUGGAAGUUUGAUCCUUAUGAGCUGGAGAAGAGGAACAAGCACGGUGUUCCCCAUGAGAAGAUCGCAAAGAUGAUGGAUCAUUUUUCAUUCCCAAUAUCCGUCGACAUCGUCAUGAGAUCACAAGAGCCGCACCACGUCAACCAGAGACGUCAGCCGGAGCAGCCUCAGAUGAUGAGGAGAAACCGAGAUUUCAGUUAGCAUUCACAGAUUACCAGCUGAAUAUUUACCUCCAAGAAGAACACUUUUGUAACGAUGUACAUUUUGGUACUUACUGUGUUUGCGUAAUUUGUAAUAAAUUAUUUUGUUGAAUGUAAUUUUUCUACAGAGAGAAGAAAUGUAUUUUUUCUAAAGAAGUUUUCUUAAUUGUAGUGACAUUUGAUCUAAAAAGAAAUCGUUAAUUUGUAAUUUGUGUGUUUUAUACAAAGUUCAACAACAUGGAAACCCCCCUCAGGCUAUCCUUGUUUGCCUCGUGUUAGUUUUCUGUCAUGAUCCAUUACCAGCUUCUUGUUAAAUGUUUUCAGCAUCUUCUAAUUCUCUGAAGUUAGAAGAGCAAAUGCCACAAUUGUCGGUUCUGAUAAACAACAGUUUUAAUGCUUAUAAACCUCCUUGGUCAUUCCAGCUCUUUUUUUCCUUUUUUUUCAAAAGUAAUGAGUUAUUCAUCUGAAGCUUGUUUGAGGUUCCAGCAGGCUGGGUUAGAUGAACCAAGUCUCUUCUAAAUUCACUGUUUUUGUAUAAAAUGUCUCUUUUGUUUCUCAUCAACACUUUCCCAGUUCAGCUGAUCUGAAGGAAAGUAACAGAACAAAUAAAAGGAUUUUCUGAAA